AUGGCGAGCACUAGCAAGCAAACCCGAGGGAAACAAAAGAUUGAGAUUAAAAGGAUCGAGGACAACGAUGAUCGCCUAAUCACAUUCUCAAAGCGUCGAUCAGGCAUUUAUAAAAAGGCAAGCGAGCUUGUCUCUAUGUGUGGUGCUGAGGUCGGGGUUAUUGUCUUUUCCCCGACGGGGAAGCCCUUCUCGUUCGGGCACCCCUCAGUCCAGACCGUCACGGACAAGUUCCUAGGUAGGAACAUCCCUCCACCCGCACAGAAUAGGUUGCAGCAAUUAUUUGAUGCGAGUGAAAAAAUAAGGAUGGACAUAUAUAAUUAUUUCUUUAAUCGACUUCUUGCUCGGCUAGAUGCUGAGAAAGAGAGAGGAAGGGCACUAUCGAGGAUAACUCGCGCCACGAGUGAAGGGACAUCCUCGAACCGGCAGCUCGGAUGGUGGGAGAAGCCUCUUGAAGAGCUCUCAUUGAGUGAGCUCCAUGAAACGGACUCGUUCAUGGAGACAUUUUAUAGACAUUUAUGCAAUUUCUUGAACCACCCCGUCGAUCUAGGUUUCCUGGGCCUUGCUAAUCCAAUGGUUGAUCCUACGACUGCGAAUGAUCCAAGUAGUGGGGAAGAAGCCGGUGCUGGGCCUUGCUAA
Punica granatum (pomegranate) is the source of this 636-nucleotide messenger RNA. NCBI's taxonomy places the organism in Eukaryota, Viridiplantae, Streptophyta, Magnoliopsida, Myrtales, Lythraceae. The record is from RefSeq and is a predicted model, not a curated record.